AUGAACCAGAACCCCUUCUAUUCUUUUCCGUCGCGGCCUGACUACCAGGGCCUGCUGGUGCCCCAAACGCCUUCGACUCAACGCACACAUUACUAUCCCAAUGCCUAUUCUUUUCCGCAACAGCAACAACCAGCUGGUCAGCAAUGGCCCCCCUUCAAUUCGCAAGCGGAAGGGAGCAGUCCUCUUCCCAACUCGUCUCCAGCCCAUUCGGAUGUUGCACCAUCCUCCGACGCAAUCGAAACGCCCACCCGGUCAACCCUAACUCGAACUCCAUCUCCUGCUCCCACUCAAACCGCUGGCAAGAAAGCUCGUAGCCGGGUGACAAAGAAGAACCCUGUCUUCGGCGAAGUCCUGGGCGCAUGGCGAGGUUCCAAGAAGCUGUCAAUCCUGCGUAACAAAGCGCUUCGAGAGAAGGCGGAGGGUAGGAAGGAGAUCAGUGCUCGUUUUCUUCGGCUGAGCCAUGAUAUCAUUGAGCGGUGCGAACGUUUGGCAUUCGAAACGGGAGCAUGGCUUCAUCUCUCUGUCCAGCAUCGUUUUGCCACCGAUCCAUUCUUGCAUUAUACAUCACCUGCUCUUUUGAAGGAGGCCACAGAUGACAUGAACCGCAUCACCAACGAUUUUAGCAAACUUUUCAGGACGCUCAUGGCUGCUCGCAACGAAUCAACAAAGGAACUGCACAAGCAACUCACAGCAGCCAAGGAGAAGGAGCAUCAAGCCACAGCAGCAUUGGAUGAAUUGAGGGCUGCGCAGGAAGAGGCGGAGAGGCGUGCCGAGACGCAUGCUGAAGUUCUGCGUGCCAAGGAAAUGGAACUCGAAUCUUACAAGAUUCAGUUGCGGAUGGUGACUCAGAAAAAGUAGAAUACUUAUCAAUGUCAUUUCUUGUCCUCUAUUUUAAUAUAGUUCUAGCCCUUGUCAAUCAUGAUGCUUCCAG
Messenger RNA from Mycena citricolor, 931 nucleotides. NCBI's taxonomy places the organism in Eukaryota, Fungi, Basidiomycota, Agaricomycetes, Agaricales, Mycenaceae. The record is from the annotation of a GenBank genome assembly.